Sarcophilus harrisii (Tasmanian devil) is the source of this 3111-nucleotide messenger RNA. RefSeq names its product zinc finger protein 879-like. Bases 105 to 1970 code for a protein of 621 amino acids. The record is from RefSeq and is a predicted model, not a curated record. Lineage: Eukaryota; Metazoa; Chordata; Mammalia; Dasyuromorphia; Dasyuridae. Gene Ontology annotation, biological process: regulation of DNA-templated transcription. The transcript has 5 exons.
UUUCUGGGUUCUCCACUAAGCGACGGACGGACAAUUAACCUCCACCAAGUCGAAGAAAUACAGUUCAGCCCACUGAGGAUCGAGGCUUGACCCUGGAGAGGAGCAUGAAGCCACAAGCAGUGACCUUUGGCAGCCAACAGAUCCCAUCCCAAGAAUCCUUGACAUUCAAGGAUGUAGCUGUGAACUUCACUCAAGAGGAAUGGUGCCUCCUGGACCCUUCUCAGAAGGCUCUCUACAGGGAUGUCAUGGUGGAGACAUCCCAGCACUUGCUCUCUCUGGGACUUCUAGUUCCCAGAGUAGAUCUGAUUUCCCAUUUGGACCGAGGGGAAGCAUCAUGGAUGUUCAAACAAGAAGACCAAAAGAAAUCCUGUCUAGAUGGGGAAACCACACUUCAGUCCAAGGAGUCUUCUCCAAAACUGAGCACUUCCUAUGACUUCAAUUUGAAAGAAUACUGGCAUUGUGAUAUCAAGUUAGAGAAGAGACAACACAAUUCGGGGAGUCAUUCUAGACAUUUAAAAAUGAUCUUCAGGAAAACUCCAGGUGAAGAGAGAGAUGUGGAAUAUAAUAAACUUAAGAGGAAUCUUACUCAAGGGUCAACUCUUUCUGUCCAGCCAAGAGUCCCCAUAGAGAAGAUUCACUAUGAGUAUGAUGAAAGUCAAAGGAACUUCAGACAAUAUUCAGACCUAGUUCAAUGUAAGAAAUUCACCUCAGGGAAUGGGCAAUCCAAAUAUAGUGAAUAUGGGGACUGUUUUAAAGAAAAGAUUCAGUAUCAGAAGAAGAAUGUGGGGGUGAAAGAUUUUCAGAGUAAUCAUCAUGAAGUAGCUUUCAGUUUGAUCCCAAACUCUAUUAGUCAUCUGAAAAGUCCUCCUGGAGAAAGCCUUCUAGAUGAAACAGGCUUCAUGCAUCUCUUGCCUCUUAAUUUAUGUCAGAAAGCUCAUAUUAGAGAGAAAUUACAUGACUGUAAUCAGUGUGUGAAUUCCUAUUUUCAAAGGGGAGAUCCUAUAAAAACUCAGAAAAUUCACAGACCAGAAAAACCUUGUAAAUGCAAUAAAUUUGAGAAGGCCUUUCCCCAAGCCAUUAUUUCAUCUCAGAGCAUUCAUUCUGGAGAGAAACCUUACAAAUGCAAUCAUUGUAUAAAGGUUUUCAGAAAGCCUUCCCAACUUGCAGUGCAUCAGAGGAUUCACACUGGAGAGAAGCCCUACAAAUGUAAUGAAUGUGGGAAAGACUUCAGAUGGAGGGCAAACUUGAUCAUACAUGAGAGGAUUCACGCCGGAAAGAAACCUUACAUAUGUAAUCAAUGUGGAAAUGUUUUCCAAAAACCCUGCAACCUUGCUGAACAUCUGAAAAUUCAUACUGGAGAGAAGCCAUAUAAAUGUAACGAAUGUGGGAAAGCUUUCAUUCAAAGAGCAAAGCUUAUUGUACAUGAGAGGAUUCACACUAGAGAGAAACCUUACAAAUGUAAUCAUUGUGGAAAGGCCUUCAGACAGUCCUCCCAUCUUGCCGUGCAUCAGAUGAUUCAUACUGGAGAAAAGCCUUAUACAUGUAAUGAAUGUGGAAAGGCCUUCAGACAGAGUUCAUCCCUUAUGGCCCAUCACAGGAUUCAUUCUGGAGAGAAGCCCUAUACGUGUAAUGAAUGUGGAAAGAGCUUUAGACAAAGAUCAUCACUUAUGGCACAUCAUAGGAUUCAUUCUGGAGAGAAACCCUUUAAAUGUAAUGAAUGUGAGAAGGCUUUCAGUCAGAAGUCAUCCCUGAUGGCACAUUACAGGAUUCAUUCUGGAGAGAAUCCCUAUUCAUGUAAUGAAUGUGGGAAAUCCUUCAGCUGGAGUGCAAAUCUUGUUGCCCAUCAAAGGAUUCAUACUGGAGAGAAGCCCUAUAAAUGUCACGAAUGUGGGAAGACCUUUACUCGGAAGUCUUUUCUUACAGUACAUGAGAGAAUUCAUACUGGACUGAAAUCUUGUAAAUCGUUGUAAAGUAAAAAUACUUUUAAUUGUAGAGAAGACCUUAAAAGAUAUCAGAAAAUUCACCAUGUUCAUGAAUUUAUAAGAUAUAAAGAAUUAAAUAAAAAUUCUCAUGUUCAUUUUUUGCUACACAAUAAUAUUCUAGUAUAUUCAUGGACCAUAGCUCGUCAAUCAUUCCCCAAAUGAUUGACAACCUUUUUAUCGGAAGUUCUAGAUACAACAAAAAUUGCUGCUGUUGAUAUUUUGAACCUUUUAAACUUAGACUGUGAACUAAAAACUAUGAAUAUUUUAAUUAUUUUUCUGACAACUCUUCUGGGUUUCUUAAAAUAAAAUGUGUUGGGUUUUGUGUGGGUAUAUUACUAUGUCCUUGACAAAAUACCAUCAAGUGAGCAUUUUAAUUUCUUUAUUAAAAAAAAAGGAUUAUAAAUAGAAAUACAAAUCCAUUAUAUACAACUUUUUGUGGUUUUUAGAGAAAUAUAUUAUUUUAUCUUUGGUAAUGUCCUCUAUUCCUUGUUUAAUUAAGAAUACAUCUCUUCUCUAUAACUGUGAAAGCCAUGAUCUCCCUUUUUAAUUUUUUAAUGCUAUGAUGUAAAUAUUAAGAGUACGUAUCCAUUGAGAAUCUAUUGUUGAAUAUGGUAUACUAAUUUGGUUUCAGCCUUUUUUUCUAGUUUUCUAGAAGUUUUUAAUCAAAUAGAUAGUAAUUUGUGUUUUCAGGUUUAUUGAACACUGGUUCUGUUUACUUCUGAUUCUUCCAGAUCUAGGCUCUUCCUGGUUUUUUUCCACCAAAUAAUUUUUAAGAUUGAUGAUUUAUGGUAUAAUUUGAGGUCUAGACAUGUUAUUUUCCCCUUCAUCUCUAUUUUUUCACUAUUUUCCUUUAUAUUUUAGAUCCUUUGUUUUUGCAAAUGAAUUUUGCUAUUUUGUGAAGUCCUUUAAAGUAUCUCUUUGAUAGUUUAAUUGAUAUGAUUAAAUCCAUAAAUUAACUUUUGUUAAUAUUAUCAUUUUUAUCAUAGUAGCAUGGCCCAGCCAUUAGCACUGAAUAUUUCUCUGUCUAUUGAAUUUAUUUUUUAUUGCUGUUCAUUAAUGGAAGGUUGGCAGGUAAGAUAAUUUGCAUAAUAUUUUCAGAUUUUUUUUAAUCUAUCAGUUUUCCUGAUUU